Cladocopium goreaui is the source of this 1905-nucleotide messenger RNA. The record is from the annotation of a GenBank genome assembly. Lineage: Eukaryota; Dinophyceae; Suessiales; Symbiodiniaceae.
AUGGACGCUAGCGGCGCGUGUCGCGCGUGUCGCACGGUGCUGCAGCGCGAUGCCGUGGAGUGGAUGGAACAGCUGGGGCCGGAAGGAUUUCCGGAGAGGGCCUGUGUGGUGACUUCACUGCCAGACUGGUCUGAAUUGAAAAAAGGACAGAAAGUGUCUUUAAAGCAUUACCUGGAUUGGUUCCAGAAGGCAGUUCAAUUCAUCUUCCACUGCUGUCAGCAAGGCACUUUGGUCAUUUUUUUGCAGACUGACAUCAUGACUGGUGGCCAGUGGAUUGACAAAGCUGCCCUGAUUUGCAAAGAGGCCGAUGCAGCAGGCCAGAUCCUCUUGUGGCACAAGAUCACCUUUGAUCCCGACGCGGUGGAAAUGCCGCGCCGCGGUGCUAGUGCCGACUAUUCGCACCUCUUGUGCUUCAUCAAGCCGCGGCGCCACGGCCACGGGCGCCAGUGCGAUGGGCGCUCGGCCGGCUCGGCCUUUGACGCCAGGUGCAGCGUGCCGGAUUUGCUUCCGCGAGGUCGCAAAGUCUACGCCCAAGGUAUGGGAACUGAGGCCCUUUCUCGGAUACUUCGCUGGGUCGUGGCGCAAACAGAUGUCCAGGUGGUGAUUGAUCCCUUUUGCGGUCGCGGCACGGUACUGGCACUCGCGAACGAACUGGGCGUUGCAGCGCUGGGGGUUGACGUGGAUGCAGCAUGUGUCAAGGCGGCCGAAAGGCUUGACAUACUCAAACUGAGGGCAGCAGAUAGCAUGCACCCGGUGGCCUACUAUUUGCAACGGGCUGCGGAUGGGCGGGGAAAGAAAUCCAAGUCCGAGAUGUGUCAGAUGAAAGACACAACUUCGACAGAACUUCAGAUCAAAAAAACAGGAUUCAUCAAGCUAUGGUGCCUGGCUGACAGAUCUGGUGUCAACGUUUUGGCCAGUUUGGUCAAGGGGCGAGAGAAGAGCUUCGAUGAGGAGAAUGGAUUCUGUGUUGCCAUGUUGGGUGGGGAAAUGAUGAACCACCGUGAAGACGACAUAGGUGACGCCUUUCAUCGGCUGAGGAGCUCGGUCCAUUUCAAAGAGACCUUGGUGAAACUCGGCACUGAGAUGGUCGAACCCUUGAGCGGGCACUUCGAAGAUUUGCGGCAAAAUAGCUCGGUACUUGCUGAUCUCUGGCGAAGCAAGGCAAGUCGGCGAGAUCAAGCUGGUGAGAUUGAGGUCACAGAUGCAUCACAACCGAGUACCGCGGAAGAGGCAAUGAACUCAGACACCGUGCAGGACUGUCCUCCUAAAAGUCAAAGUCCCAGGUCGCCUGACGUCACCCAAGAGUAUGUGGUGCCAAGCCAGGAAAGUAUUGAGGAAAUGGAUGUGGACGAACAAGAGGUCCCGCCCAAACGCCAAAAAACUGCCGAGUCAGGUUCAUCUUCCUCCUUUGGGACGUCAAUCCUGGAGAGUACCAGAACCAAAGAAGUUCUGGAUGUCGAUGGCUUGCUCGAAGGUGCUCCAAGUGGUUUGCCGCAGACAGCUGUCUCCCAGCUGAAAGAUCUCUUCAAAGCUGUCGGAACAUGCCUGGCAACAGUGGGAGCCAAGAAGGGUGCGCUUCAGCGCACCUGUGUGAAGACGGCGAAGCAAGGCAAAUUGGUGUGUGCCUCGCACGCCAAGUCCAGCAACUCUUCAGCCAGUUGCUUCCAGGUGGAAACGCCUUGGGCAACUUUACGGCCUCAACUUCAGAAGCAUCUCUUCACCGUGACCUUUCGGCAGCACGCGGAAGCGCAACGUCACCCGGACGCCAAGGAGGGAGGAGUCCCUGAAAGUCGCAGCUUCCUGGUGGAGAAGCACGGCGCAGAAGGUGCCUUCAACCGAGCCAAAAAGUACCUCUUUGGUGCGUCCUAUGCUUCCUUGGACCAGCUGAGUUUCAGCCAAAAAUGA